Plasmodium relictum is the source of this 1320-nucleotide messenger RNA. RefSeq names its product cation/H+ antiporter, putative (gene CAX). Bases 1 to 1320 code for a protein of 439 amino acids. Lineage: Eukaryota; Apicomplexa; Aconoidasida; Haemosporida; Plasmodiidae. Gene Ontology annotation, biological process: calcium ion transmembrane transport; intracellular calcium ion homeostasis. The transcript has a single exon. Gene Ontology annotation, cellular component: membrane. The record is from RefSeq and is a predicted model, not a curated record. Gene Ontology annotation, molecular function: calcium:proton antiporter activity.
AUGGUAAUGGGAAGAGUUCGUGCAACGUCUUAUGUAAGACGUACUAUUUCUCAACCCUUAAAUAAAAAUAUGCCACCAACUAAGAAAUUUAAAAAUUCGAAUAUUUUAAAUGAUAAUAAUUUAAUAAGAAAUAGAAAUUUGCAUUUACAGUUAUUAUGUAAUCAAGUAACACCAAGUUUAUAUGAUGAAGAUAUGGACAAAAAUUAUGAUUUUGAAGUAGCAUCUUUUUAUUCUCCAAGAAAAAGUGAUAUUAUAGGAUUAUACAAUAUUUUAAAUACUAAACUAAAUAUAUUUUUAAUAUUUGUACCUAUAGGAAUAUUAAGUUCUUUACUAGGUUGUAAAGAUAUAUAUAUUUUUUUUUUUAAUUUCAUGGCUUUAAUACCUUUAUCUGCACUUAUGGGAAAUAUAACAGAAGAUUUAGCUUUACAUACAGGAGAAAUAAUUGGAGGUUUAUUAAAUGCUACAUUUGGUAAUUUAAUGGAAAUGAUUUUUUCUAUACAAGCUUUAAAUGCAGGAUUAAUAAAUGUUGUUCAAGGUACUUUACUAGGUAGUAUUUUGUCUAAUCUACUUUUAGUAUUAGGUAUGUCCUUUUUUGCUGGUGGACUAUAUCACCACGUACAAAAAUUUAAUGAAAAGGGAGCAACAUGCAGCACUUCUCUAUUACUGCUUUCCAGUUUGGCAAUAACUAUGCCAACUGUAUCUUCAAUUACUACUAAUAACAAUAGCGAAGUAAUUUUGAAAGUUUCAAGAAUAACAGCUGUUUUAAUAUUUUUAACAUACUGUUUAUUUCUCUUAUUUCAAUUAUACACACAUAUCACUCUGUUUCAAGAUAAAGAAAUGACUGAAGAAAUUCCUCAGUUAUCUAUAGUAUCAGGAUCUCUUUUUUUAGUUUUAGUUACUAUUUUAGUAAGUAUUCAUUCAGAAUAUCUUGUUAACACUAUUGAAUCAGUUAUAAAAUAUUAUAAUAUAUCAGAAAAUUUUAUAGGGGUUAUUCUUUUACCUAUUGUUGGUAAUGCCACUGAGCAUUUAACAGCUGUUACUGUUGCAAUCAAAAAUAAAGUAGAUCUAACCAUGGGUGUAGCAGUAGGCUCAUCUGCUCAAAUUGCCCUAUUUGUUGUACCAGUAACUGUUUUAUUUGGAUGGAUAUUAAAUAAACCAAUGACUUUAGCGUUUUCACCCCUAUCAACAGUUAUUUUAGUCAUUUCUGUUAUUGUCACAAUGGCAAUUGUACAAGAUGGAGAAAGCAAUUGGUUAGAGGGAGUUUUAUUAAUUUCAGCUUAUCUGAUCGUUGGUGUUGUUUUUUGGUUUGAUACAACAUAA